Saccostrea cuccullata (small rock oyster) is the source of this 1451-nucleotide messenger RNA. RefSeq names its product trypsin-4-like. Gene Ontology annotation, molecular function: serine-type endopeptidase activity. The record is from RefSeq and is a predicted model, not a curated record. Lineage: Eukaryota; Metazoa; Mollusca; Bivalvia; Ostreida; Ostreidae. Gene Ontology annotation, biological process: proteolysis. The coding region runs from base 95 to 1123 and encodes 342 amino acids. The transcript is spliced from 7 exons.
CUUAUUUAAUGCACAUCUGGUGAAUUUUAAUGUAGGGUCUUAAAAUUGUAAGAACAUAUGAUUAAUUUUGGCCGUUGAAAGUGCAUAAAGUUACAUGCAUGGUUACAAUAAAAAUUGCACUGAUAAUGCCCUGAUAAUUAUUUUUUCGUCUUGCUGUGAAAUGAUGUCUUUUCAUUUGCUCUUAGUUUUUUCUUUUGGAUAUUUUGCUGUUCAAGGUGAUGAACACAUUCUGUCCAGAGUACGUCGUGUAGUUGGGGGAGAGAAGUUAGAGGAGGGAGAGGCCCCGUACCUGACAUUUGUCGGAGGUAACUUUCAGAACGGCCGCAGAAAGCGCAGUAUCUUCUGGUCACGCCCUAGGACCACCACUACAACUACCACCACCAAGAGUCCACCCCUCGGGGAACCGGAACAAUACUGUGCCGGAAGUCUGAUCAGUGACCGAUGGGCACUGACCGCAGCCCACUGUUUUGAUGGCAGAACUCAAAGCGGACAGAGUUUUAAGGAUCCCAGAUUGUGGAAAGUAAAGAUAGGAUCAGUGUCAUUAAAUGAUUUACAGGAAUCAAGAGGGCGUUCAUGGAUUAAUAAACUUAAAGCACGGUGGUUUAAAAACAAUGGAGGUCAAGAUGGAAAGUACGUUGGACUCAAACAAAUAAUUAUACAUCCUGAUUACAAUGAAGACAAUCCAGACGACAGGGGUGACAUUGCAGUAGUAAAACUGGAAGAAGAAAUAGAGUUUGGUCCGAAUGUUCAAAAAAUUAAACUAAACUCAGACCCCCGAUAUCCGCCUGACUGGACGAUUUGUAAAGCCCAAGGGUGGGGCUGUACCAGACCAGAUGGGCCUAGAAGUGACAUUGCCCGAUCUGCGACUCUGCCUAUAUUCGAUUCAGAUAGUUGUGCGCAAUCAUUUGACAUAAAUCUUAAUAUUUGCGCUGGAUUCUUUGACAGGGGAAGAGGCAUUUGUUUGGGUGACAGCGGAGGACCUCUUCUCUGCAAAAGAGACGGGGAAUUAGUUCAAGUCGGAGUCGCCUAUCUCGCAAACCCCGAGGAUCCGGCAAAUAACCCGUCAAUAUACGUGCGCGUGUCGUCAUACUUGGAUUGGAUAAAAAGACAGACUGGAAUAUAACAAUUUUCUAAGGCUUCUAAGGCUGUUAUAGUUGGUAUAUGUACAGGAACCAACCAAUGAUUAAGUCAGCAGAAACACCUCCUCACCGUUCCUUUGGACUUUCAGAUAAUUACCAUGGAAUCAUUUGAUGGCAACAAAACUAAAUAAUAAAAAACUGUAAAUAGCGUGUUCUGAAACAUUUGUUUGAGCAUUACCAAUGUAACAUUAAAUUAAGUAUUUUAAUUAAUUUAGAAAAAGCUUUGAAUAUGUUUAUGCUGAUAGUCUAACUCUCUCAGUCUCGUCACUUAUUUUUGCAGUAUUUCCACUUAAAUUGUCAUGUACAAUAUAA